CGUGGCGUUUCUACGAUAGCGUUGCUCCCCUCCCGCUCUCUGCGACGAUAAGUGUCCGCGGUUUUUUACCAAACAAAAAGGGGUUUAGGGUUUUAGGAGGUUUCAGGAUUCCGCUUACCGAGUGUCCGAAUUAGGGUCUCUAAUAGGAGGAGUUCGAUGUGGGCGCUUCGAAGAGCUUCAAACCCUUUGAGGUACCAUAUUCCCCAUGGUGCAGUUGCUCAAGCCUUUUGUUCUAAGUUGGAUACACAGUGUGGUAACUUGAAGCAUGAACAUUGGGAUUAUGAGUUAUAUGGAAAUACUGCUGCCUUUGUUUUACCAAAUUUCUUUCCUCAUGGACCAUCUCUUUCUGCAAUGCCUUCUCUCGGGAUCAGAAACCUCUCUUCGCAGGCUGGAGCCACGACCAGUGACAGUGAGGUGGACGAUGGUUUUUCUGAUCUAGAUUCACCCCCGGAAACUGAUAAAAUUGGUACUAUUGUAGACAAGGAGGAUAAUGAUGAGUUUGUCUCUGAACGAGAGAUCUCCGGAGAUGAGUCGAAAGUAGAUUCAGCGGAAGUUGGUGAUUGCUCCCUUCGUUUGUCAGAUAGCAAAUCACAAUCAAAUGGUGAAAAGGAACCCAGAAGAACAAGCGUGGCAUCUCCAUUUUUCAAGGUUGUAAUGGAUGCUCCACGACAGUCUUUUAAUGAUGCUCUUAAUAAAUGGGUGGAAGCAGGUAAUUCAUUGGGACGGGAUGAGAUUUCCAUGAUCGUGCAGAAUCUUCGGAAAAGGAGGUUCUAUGGAAAGGCCUUGCAGUUCUUGGAGUGGCUGGAAGCAAGUAAGCGUCUCGAUUUUGUAGAGCGAGAUUAUGCUUCACGUCUAGAUUUGGUUGCUAAAGUACAUGGUCUUCAAAAAGCUGAAAAGUACAUUAACAUGAUUCCAGAAUCCUUCAGUGGUGAGAUUAUAUACAGAACUCUUCUAGCCAAUUAUGUGUCUACGGGGAAUAUCAAGAAAUCUGAGGAAGUUUUCAACAAAAUAAGAGACCAUGGUUUGCCAAUUACUACAUUCUCUUGCAACCAACUACUCUUGCUAUAUAAAAGAGUUGACCGGAAGAAGAUGGUUGAUGUUCUUAUGAUGAUGGAAAAGGAAAAUAUCAAACCAUCUUCCUUCACAUACAGACUCUUGAUAGACACAAAAGGCCGCACAAAUGACAUAACAGGUAUGGAACAAAUUGUGGAGAAGAUGAAGGCUGAAGGAGUGGAGCUUGAUUUAGCAACCCAAGCUAUGAUUGCUAAGCACUAUAUCUUUGGGGGGUUGAACGAGAAAGCAGAAGCAACCCUGAAGGAGAUGGAGGGUGAUGACAUUAAAGAGAACCGCAAUGCCUGCAAAGUUCUUCUUCCUCUGUAUGCUGCUCUGGGCAAAGCAGAAGAUGUGGGGAGGAUCUGGAAAGUUUGCGAGGCUAAUCCCCGCCUUGAGGAGUGCUUAGCUGCCGUUGAAGCUUGGGGGAAGCUAGGGCAUGUGGAAGAUGCUGAGGAAGUCUUCGAGAACAUGUUGAAGACAUGGAAGAAUCUCUCUUCAAAAUAUUACAAUGCUUUACUGAAGGUUUAUGCAGACCAUAAACUUUUGUCCAAGGGUAAGGAACUGGCCAAGAGGAUGUCGGAUGCUGGGUGCAGGAUUGGACCUUUAACAUGGGAUGCACUUGUGAAGCUUUACGUGGAGGCCGGCGAGGUGGAGAAAGCUGACUCAAUAUUACAGAAGGCAGCUCAACAGAAUCUGAUUAGGCCUCUCUAUAGCUCGUACAUGGCUGUCUUGGACGAGUACUCAAAGAGGGGCAACAUCCAUAAUGCUGAGAAGAUAUUUCACAGGUUGAAACAGAGUGGGUACACCAUGAGGAUGACACAGUAUAAGUUGUUGCUUGAGGCCUACAUAAAUGGCAAAACUCCGGCUUACGGGUUUCGGGAGAGGAUGAAAGCUGAUAAUGUGUUCCCCAACAAGCAGGUGGCAGCACAAUUGGAAGCUGUUGAUGCUUUUAGAAAGACGCAUAUUUCAGAACUACUUGAUUGAGAAACAUUGUGUUAUUCAGGCAGAUGUCAUCGUUUAUAAUGAUGUCUUAUUUUCUCUCGAGUAUCACUUAUUUUUGCAAUGUAAAAAAAUCAUUUUAAUGUGGUCUGC
Phoenix dactylifera (date palm) is the source of this 2145-nucleotide messenger RNA. Its product is annotated as pentatricopeptide repeat-containing protein At1g80270, mitochondrial-like. Gene Ontology annotation, cellular component: mitochondrion. Lineage: Eukaryota; Viridiplantae; Streptophyta; Magnoliopsida; Arecales; Arecaceae. The record is from RefSeq and is a predicted model, not a curated record. Gene Ontology annotation, molecular function: protein binding.